AUGAAUAUUACAAAAGAUACUCUUUUACAAUCCAAAUAUUCACAAACCAUUCUGUUUACUAUCACGAAUCGGAAGACGAAAAAAAAAAUUUGAAUUAGCAAAAAGUAUAUAAGUGAUAAUUUUUGUUUAGUGUAGUGUAGUCCAAAUCCAGGAUCCAAACAGAAAAUGUGCUCCAAAGUUGUUCUGUUUAGUGUGCUUGCGUGCUUCGCUGCUGUGGCAACUACUGCGUCAUGUAGCGGCGUAGUUGUCUGCUACUACGGCGCAUGGUCUAUUUGGAGGUCUAGCUCGGGACAUUAUGGGGUCAGCGACCUACCAGUGGACCUGUGUACCCACAUCGUAUAUUCCUUCAUCGCGCCCACUGCCGAAGGCGGUAUCUACUUCACCGACGCUGAGGAUACUGUCAACGGAAAGAGCAACAAAAUGGAUGACUUCGUGGCAUUGAAACAAAACAAUUCCGAUUUAAAACUUAUGGUCGCUAUGGGAGGAUGGACACCAGCAUCCACCAACUUCACCAUCGUCGUCAACAAUGAUACUCUGAGAGCCACCUUGAUAAACACCAUGGUGUCAUUCGUGGAAGAACACGACCUGGACGGAGUGGACCUGGACUGGGAAUAUCCUGCACAAAGAGGAGGAGCAGAUUCUGACAAGGAACAAUUCGUGGUCUUGGUAAAGGAAUUGAAGGCUGCAUUGGGAAGCAAACUUUUGACUGCCGCUGUUGCUGUUACCCAGUCUAACAUCGACCUUUCUUAUAAUGUCACCGAGCUUAACAAAUACCUGGACUACUUCCACCUGAUGAACUAUGACUACCACGGCAGCUGGGAGACCGUCACUGGUGUUGUCGCCCCCUUGUACGCGCAGCUAACUGAUGCUGCAGGCACUAACCUUAAUGUAAACCAUUCAGUGUACACUUGGAUUGAAAACGGCGCCAGCCCAUCGAAGUUGGUUCUUGGCCUGGCUGCUUACGGCAAGACCUUCACUCUCACUAGCCUGGACAACACAUCAACGGGUGCCCCUGCAUCCGGCGCCGGCGUCGCUGGUCCCUUCGUUGGAGAAGCUGGCUCUUAUUCCUAUGCUGAAAUUUGUUCCGACCAAGCUGCCAAUGCUACUGCAUGGUCAAUCACUGAGGUCACUGGUAACUACGUUUAUGCUAACAAGGACACUUUCUGGGUUGGAUAUGACAAUGCCAACACCAUAUAUGCUAAGGCACAAUACGCCAAAGAGAUGGGACUAGCUGGCAUCAUGUACUGGGCUGCAGACCUCGACGACUUCAAUGGUCUAUGCGGAUCAACAUACCCUCUCAUCAAAGCUGGUAUCUCUGGAUACAACGCAUAAACCUUCAAGACCUACAAAUAUACAAUAGCAUUAACAAUAAUUUGACUAUCUCGAGGAGGCUUUAAAGUCUCCAUGAAGCAAGAAACACGUUAAGUACUUAAUCAGACUUCCUUAAUCUAUAUAAGUACUCGAUGACGUCAUCAAGUGUUUUAAAAAGUCAUAGGGACGUGAUAAUGUUACACUACUCUGUCCUUUAAAAAUAAGGUUAAUAUUAUCACUUUACGUAAUCCGACAAUCAGCAGGGAUGCCAUUCGAGGCAAUUAUCCAUAAUAUAAGUCACACUAAAAAAAGUUUAUACCUACAUAAGUUCCCAGUGACGUCAUCACGUAUUUUAUAAUGUUAUAGGAAAAUAAUAAUCUUAUUCGAUUCUGUCAAUUCUUGGCCUUUUUGUUUGUUGUUUUUAUUUUGUUUACACCUGUUUUAUUUAAAAUUUUAUGGU
Molecule: messenger RNA, 1771 nt
Organism: Pectinophora gossypiella (pink bollworm)
Lineage: Eukaryota; Metazoa; Arthropoda; Insecta; Lepidoptera; Gelechiidae
Product: acidic mammalian chitinase-like
Exons: 10
Coding region: 166-1332 (388 amino acids)
Biological process (GO): chitin catabolic process; carbohydrate metabolic process
Cellular component (GO): extracellular region
Molecular function (GO): chitinase activity; chitin binding
Source: RefSeq, a predicted model, not a curated record